This is a messenger RNA of Paraphaeosphaeria sporulosa, 1916 nucleotides long. Its product is annotated as diphthamide biosynthesis protein 2. Gene Ontology annotation, biological process: protein histidyl modification to diphthamide. Gene Ontology annotation, molecular function: 2-(3-amino-3-carboxypropyl)histidine synthase activity. NCBI's taxonomy places the organism in Eukaryota, Fungi, Ascomycota, Dothideomycetes, Pleosporales, Didymosphaeriaceae. The coding region runs from base 155 to 1888 and encodes 577 amino acids. The transcript has a single exon. The record is from RefSeq and is a predicted model, not a curated record.
UUCAAAGAAUGCAGUCACCAUGCCUUUUGAACCAAGAGGUAGCCCAUUCCCGCUGACUAACGCCCCUCGCAUGAUUUUGCCCCUCGUUCGCGCGCGCUCAGAAAGUUUCGACCCCGCCAAACACACAUUUCCAAAUCGCGCGCCUGCACAAACAAUGGCCGCAAACGCGCCCGAAACAGCGCCUGUGCUGUCCACGCCCGACACGCACAUCUUCGAAGACCCUACCCCUACGGUCGAUACCUCGAGCUUGCCGAGACUGAGUAAUGAGCAGGUGGCGCUCACGUACGAGAUCGAGCGAACGGUGAAGGAAAUCAAGGAAGGGAGAUGGAAGAGGAUUGCACUGCAGUUUCCGGAUCGGAUGUUGGUGGAUGCGCCGCGGGUGUACGAGGGGCUGGCGAAGGGGUUGAAGAGUGUGCGUGCACGGAGCGCUGAUGGCGUAGAUGGGCCUGGUGGUAAUGCGAAGGCUGACGGCGAGGUUGCAGAGAAGAUGCUUGCGAUGGGCAUAAACGCGGAGAAGCACGAAGAGGAGGAAAGACUGUUCAUCCUGGCAGACACGUCGUACGGUGCAUGCUGCGUGGAUGAGGUCGCGGCCGAACACGUCGAUGCCGACGUCGUUGUGCACUACGGCCGCUCCUGCCUGUCGCCGCCUUCGCGACUGCCCGUCAUAUACGUGUUUACGGAGCGGGAACUAGAUCUUGACCCUGUCAUAUCCACCUUCAAGCAGACGUACCCUGAAAAGGACACAAAGAUCAUCCUCAUGGCCGACAUCCCGUACUCACACCACGUCCCCACGCUCCACGCUCGCCUCUGUUCCGACGGCUAUUCGCAGCUUUUCGCGACUGGCAUCGUACACAAUCCAAGCAGUCUGCUACCCAACCGCACCAUUCCAGCCGAAGCAGACGCCGCAAAAGACGCAAUCAGCGACUACGCCCUCUUCCACAUCUCCGACCCCCCGCCCUCCCUCCUCCUCACUCUCUCCUCCCGCGUCGCAUCAACACACAUCUACCCCACCGAUACGCCCGCACCUUCAGCAACCCUGGCCUCCACCUCCCUCGCCCUGCGCCGCCGCUACGCCCUCCUGACCUCGCUCUCUUCCGCCUCCGUCUUCGGCAUCCUCAUCAACACCCUCAGCGUCAAAAACUACAUGCACAUCCUGGCGCACGUGCAGGCGCAGAUCGCGGCGGCGGGCAAGAAAGCGUACACCUUCGUCGUGGGCAAGGUCAACGCCGCGAAAGUGGCGAAUUUCAGCGAGGUGGGCGGCUGGGUUGUGAUUGGGUGCUGGGAGAGCAGUCUGAUCGAGAGCAAGGACUUCUGGCGGCCGCUGAUUACGCCCUUUGAGCUGGGGAUCGCGCUGCAGAGCGAUGAUAGUAGGGUCUGGACGGGGCGGUGGGAGGCGGAUUUUCAGAAUGUGUUGGACGAGGAGGAGAGUAGACCAAAGAAGGACAAUAAGGGCGUUGAAGCGAGCACUGGGUUGGAUGAGGAGGCGACGAAUGGCGGUGAGGGUGCGGAUGGGGAGUAUGAUUCCGAGGAAGAAUCUGCGCCGCCAGAGUUCGAUCUCAGGACUGGGCGCUAUGUGUCGCAUUCACGGCCGAUGCGGACCACUGCCCCGAAGACCAACCACCGGUCCAAGUCCCAGAUCCAGGAUGGGAAGGCAACACCCGCAAGCAGCGCGCUGAUGAAGCGCGCGAACGGCGAAUUGACACAAAUCGGCGGCGUGGUGUCGCCUGGUGCCGAGUUCCUACGCGAGAAGAGGACAUGGCAAGGUCUAGGAAGCGAUUACAGAGAUGAAGAGGAGAAUGGUGUGAGCGGUAAUGCUGCGAAGAUGGAGGAGGGGAGGAGUGGGAUCGCGAGGGGGUACGUCGUUGGUGAUGAGGAGAGGAUACAUUGAUGUGAGAUAGAUAUAUCUUAUAGUACAC